Messenger RNA from Zeugodacus cucurbitae (melon fly), 1275 nucleotides. RefSeq lists its product as uncharacterized. The transcript has 2 exons. Bases 259 to 1197 code for a protein of 312 amino acids. NCBI's taxonomy places the organism in Eukaryota, Metazoa, Arthropoda, Insecta, Diptera, Tephritidae. The record is from RefSeq and is a predicted model, not a curated record.
CGGAGGUUAUAAAAACUUUUGGUUUAAGUCUAAUUUAAGAUUAUUUCUAUUAUUAUUGUUUCUUUUUUUUUUUUAAUUUACAUUAGUUCUUUUUUACGAAAAAGUACUAGCUAAAGGACAAUAAUGUGCAUUUGUCAUAUUUUUUAACAAGUUCUAUGCAACCCUGUUUACGCAGAAAACAACUGACCCAUUUGUUUAAUUUCAUUCUGUUGUGAGAAUAAAAAGGAUAUUAAGUUGCACCAAUUUUAAGGAUGCAUCAUGCCAAUCACUGAUCAAGAAAAACUAGGAAUCGUGGACUUCUUGGUAAAGGAGGAACAAAAUGUACCAGUAUUACUACAAGUGGCGAGAUCAGUGACAAAAAAUAUAUGCGAUGUAACAACAACGCAAGAAGCACUAGAUUAUAUAUAUAUACAAAUCGGUGAUACUCUAACUUUGCUUAACAAACGAGCCAUAACUCGAGAAAUGCUAUUUAGAUAUCUGCAUCAGAGGAAAAUACAAGUCAAUGCAGAUUUCACCAAAGGCGCAUUAAUUAGUAAAAUCAUAGAAUACUGGAAUUCUAGUCAAAAUGAACACACAACAACUCAGAAUACUGAUACAUAUGAAAAUGAAACUACUUUACCAUAUGUGGCAGAAAGAACUGUAUUAAAUCCAGUUGAACGGGCUGUUGUGACGCAGCCUGCCGAUUGGCAUGACAAAGAAUCACACUAUCCCAUUCAUUUGCUGGCACGCAAAUUUACAGAAUGGUUUUUUAGCAAUCUUAAUAUACAAGAACUAAAGAUUGACGAUUUUUGGUCAGAUGCUAAACUUCAAUUGCGUAUAGCUGCUACGGAUGAAAUUAAUGAUUAUCACUGUGAUAGUGCCAGCGAAGUUAUUGCAAAUCUUUUACAAACGAAAGAACAAUUUGGUUUCUACUUCAAUCCCAAUCUGACACAUGCUGGCGUACAAGGACGCAUGAAUGUACAUGGCUUAGUGCUGGUGCUAGCAUGUGGUACACUACACACAGAGCCAAAUUGCGUUGGCGUAUUCGAAUGUACAUUUGGACUUCUUCGCGAUCCAUUUGCUGAGAACAAUUGGAAGGUAAAAACAAUGCAAUGCAUUUUACGCAGUCAGACAGCCGCUUUAAUGCCUAGCUUAAGCGAAAGUGAAACACUCAAAGAAGCGCUUUGCUUGCCAACUCCGGAGGGUGAAAUUACGUAGCAUUUGUUCGUAUAAGAUUUAUGUUAUUUAUUUGAAAUUACUAAGAUUAUUUAAUAAAAUAGUCUGAUUUGAAUUGUA